AUGGUGGAAGUGUUCAAGAAAGUUGAGGUAACCAUCCCCCUCUUUGAUGCUAUCCAUCAAGUUCCUAGAUAUGCUAAAUUCCUCAAAGACUUAUGCAUACAUAAGGAUAGAAUUCUUGAAUUGGAAACCAUUCCAUUGGGGAGCUCUAUUUCCGCUUUAAUGGGAACACUACCCGAGAAGUGUGAUGAUCCGGGUCCUUGUAUGGUUACUUGCACAAUCAAUGGAGUUCACUUUAAAGAUUGCAUGUGUGACCUUGGAGCAUGUGUUAGCAUCAUGCCACUAUCCGUUUACCGGUUAUUGAACUUGCCACAACUAAAAAGGUCAACGGCAAGAUUUGUCUUAGCGGAUAAAAGCAUAAUAACCGUAGCGGGUGUUGCAGAAGAUGUAUUGGUGAACAUAAAAGGGUUGAUAUUCCCCAUUGACUUCUAUGUCCUUGAAAUGCCAUCAAGCGAAACCGAGAGAGCAUCGUCUAUCCUACUUGGAAGACCAUUCUUGAGAACUUCUAGAUUUAAACUUGAUGCUUACUCGGGGAAUUACUCAUUUAAAAUAGAUGGGAGAAUUGUAAGCUUUAGCCUAGAGGAAGCAAUGAGGCAUCCACCGGAGAACCACUCUUUGUUUCAGUGUGACCCAAUCGAUAACAUAGUGGCCGAAGUACAUCUAGCAAAGUUAGAUGAGAAGUGUAUGGUUGAAGAAGCAAAUGAAAAGUCAAGCGAACUAAACACCACACAAACUCAAACUUCCAAGAAAAACAAAAAGUUGGAAUUAAAGCCACUACCACCUCACUUAAGGUACUCAUACCUUGAUGAAGCCCAAGAGCUACCCGUGAUAAUUGCCCAAGAGCUAACCCCUCAACAAGAAGAAAAAUUGCUAAACGCAAUCCCCACCCGAACGGAUGAUGCUAAUGUGGUGUAUUCUUUUGUGAGGAAUAAUAUCAUUUGCCGUUUUGGUGCCCCAAGAGCAAUCAUAAGUGACCAAGGAUCACACUUUUGCAACAAAAAAAUAGACGGCCUCAUGAGAAAAUAUGGCAUCAUCCACAAAGUCGCCACGGCCUACCACCCUCAAACAAACGGCCAAGCCGAAGUCUCAAACCGAGAAAUCAAGCAUGUUUUGGAAAGGGUUGUGAAGCCGAAUAGGAAAGAUUGGAGUACUAAACUCUCCGAUGCACUUUGGGCUUAUUGA
Arachis duranensis is the source of this 1179-nucleotide messenger RNA. RefSeq lists its product as uncharacterized. The record is from RefSeq and is a predicted model, not a curated record. Lineage: Eukaryota; Viridiplantae; Streptophyta; Magnoliopsida; Fabales; Fabaceae. Gene Ontology annotation, biological process: DNA integration. Gene Ontology annotation, molecular function: nucleic acid binding. The coding region runs from base 1 to 1179 and encodes 392 amino acids. The transcript is spliced from 2 exons.